AAAACGAACAGAUUGGAUACAUUAAAAACACUGAUAUAGCAAGGUUGUUCAGACUCUUGCACUUGACGUCCCUCAACACACAUUUGGAUUUUAACAUUUUUUUUUUUUGGCCAAAUAAGCGAUGCCUGAAGAUGUCAUUGAAUUGUUCUAGAAUCUUCAUCAAAAUGUUGAUCCUGUCUCUUCUCUUGCCAGUUUUGGUUUUCUCAGUCAACUCACAAGCAGUGGCACCAGAUCAACAAGAUGUGGUUUCUCUUCCAGAGAGCAGUACAGGAGCACUGACAGCAACCAGAUACAUGUUGUCUUAUUGCAAACAUCACAUUAAAACGCUACAACUCAAUGGCAGCCUAAUUUUAGAGCUCAGCAACAAUGUGCUUGGUUCACGCCGGGAUGUUAGCUAUGAACACUGUGAACUAAAGGUUCGUGUGGAGUCCUCAAAACAUAUUUUACUCCAGUUCUUCAGACUUCAAAUAGCUGAUACACAUGGAACACCAGACAGAUUAAAAGUUUUUGACAAUCUACCAGAUAUGUCGGUACUUCUUACCCCUAAACAUGGGGCUUAUGGUUACUUCCCUGGCGGCAUCUAUCGUGGGGUUCGAGACUACAACUCAACAUACAACGAACUGAAACUGAAUUAUUUUGGACAACCAACACGAAACGCACCAGGGUUCAAAUUGUUACUGACACCCUAUAAAAGAGAAAUUGCUCGAAAUAAGUGUCCCGAAGGUUUUUUCCAUUGUUCCAUCCGACAUAUUUGUAUUGAUUCUUCUCUGGCAUGUGAUGGCUACCCAAACUGUGGCAGUAAAGAUGAAAGUGAUGAGGGAAAAUGCAGCUACUAUGCCGAGGCACAGAAGUCAACAUCAUUCUUCCAGGGACCAACUCUUCUGGUAUUUGUUGUCUGCGUUGUUGCCAUUAUAGUCUUUCUUGGAAUCACCCUUGUCAUUUGUCUGCUGACCAGAUAUUUCAACAAUGACUUCGUAAUUAACAGUCGGUGCUACAUAUGUGUGUACAUAUACAUAAGCAGCAUCAUGAAACUACGACAGGCCAAACGCAAAAGACGGCGAACUCAAGAAUAUACCAGCACUAAUGACCUCACCCAAAGCUAUGACCCUCCUUCCUAUGAAGAUGUUGUCCGAAGAAGUGCAGGUCCCCCUUUAUAUAACAUUACAACACCAGACACCGAAGAUGAGGCAAGCGGUGCCGGCGGUGGCGGCAGCAACGACAAACUAGUGAAUAACAGACGACUGCGAAAUAACAACGUCAACACAAAGAACAUCAACAUCUACAACAACACGCACAGCAAAAAUAAUGCAAACCACACUAAUAACAUGUCUUCCACUCAACCAAGAAACAAAUACGAGAACCUGGUUCAGUCGGGGAAUGACCACCAUGGUGAGGAAGAGCAACCGCUCAGAUCGAGCGGAGAUCAUGUUUACAGCUGUUCUGUUAUGAUAGAGUCCCCUGUUAGUUCAUCAAGGGCCAGAUAUAGUCAUCGCAUUAACAGCAGUAAUAGAAACAGCAGCUGUAGCAACAGCAGCAGCAGCAGUAAUAAUAUGAGUGACUCCAAUGAGUUCCUCUUGGAUACAAAUGGAGGAAGCAGAGGAGGGGCAGAUGUCUUGGCAUCUCGUUUAAGCAAUGGUGGCGAUGUGAACAGUGAUGAAAAGUUAAACGGUGCCGUUGGAUGUUCUCCUAUGGUUACCUCUAGUCCGGGUUUGUAUCCUGCGGCUGUAAUGCCUCCUGCCACAGAUUCAAGUAUCGCUCCUUCUACUGCCUCCAGUACUGCUGCUACCGCUGCCACUACUGCUGCUGCUGCUGCCGCCGCCGCACCGUCUGGUGCCGCUGUCGUCUUGAAUGGCACACAUAAUGAUAACUUUAAUCCUCGCAGGUCUUACCCCACUACUGCUGCCAUUGGAAACGACUCUGAGAGUUGUGACGAUGAUGAUGAUGAUAGCUUCUCUCAACAUGGUAACCUGCUCUCAAACAUAGAGAACUUUUGUUUUGCCGACAUGGAACCGUCGCCGAAACAUAGCACAAAGAAAUCCUCCAGCAAUAGGAACAGCAACAACUAUGAUAACAGUAACAAUAUAUUCUGUGAUUUAAAUUCUGUCAAUUUUAAUACAGACAAUAAUAAUAAAAGGGGGAGUGGUGAUAGUGUUUCAGGUGGCAGAAAUGGUAUUGAAGCAAAAACAUCACCUGGCAUUGCAAACGGCAUUGGCGAAAUGAAUGGAACCAAGAAUGAUAUUGUGACCCCCAGAACUAAUGAAGAAGGUGGUGGUGGUGGUGGUGGAGGAGGUAUGAUGAAGAUGCAUAGAAACAGGGCUGUGGAAGAGAGUGAACUUGUAACACCACAACCAGAAUCGGUUAGACUGCUGCAGUGAAUGAUAAAUCUCAUAGAUUAUAUUUUCUUUAAAAUGAAAAAUACAUAUUAAAAAAAAUGGGAAGAAUGUAGUGUGAAAGAGUGAAUGAUUAAAAGUGAGCAAGAAAGAAUGAAAACAAGUAAGAAAGAAUAAGAGAAUGAAAGAGAAAGACAGGCUAUGAAUGAAUUAAUAAUUUGCCAAAUUUCUUUUGCCCUCUUAUAUUCUCUUCUUCUGCUGUGACACAUUCUGGACAAUACCAUAAUUGGAAGAAUGGAGGAAGGAAUUUGUUAAAGAAGCAGAGUGUGUGUGCAUGUGCAAUGCAUUUUCUCUUUAUGUAUGUGCAUGCAUGUGCAGUUAUUCAUUCUGUGGAACACAUGCAUAUGCAUGUACAUACAUGCAUAUAAAUAUACAUGCCCAGAUACACACUCAUAUGCACACACAUAUACAUGCACACACACACACACACUCAUAUAUUCAUACAUGCAUGUGCUCACAUACACACACGCACACAAACAAAUACCUGCUAUCAUGUCAAAAAGGUUUAAUAUCAUCUCCUGGUCUUUGAGUGCCUUGAACAGGAUUUAUUUUGUCAAAAGCAAUCAGAUCAGAACCCUGUCCAUCCCUACCUAUGACGGUUAAUCUCACCAAUUCCAGCAAGGUCUGUAAAAGUGAUCAGUAUUGCCACUCCAUUCUUGACCUAUAUAUAUAUAUAUAUAUAUAUAUAUAUAUAUAUAUAGAUAGAUAGAUAGAUUCAUUGCUUAAUAUUAAACAACUGAAUGCCCAAUACAUAUUAUAGAGAUGGUUCUUUUAAAUUUUUUUUAUUAACACUGAAUCUGAGAGCUUGUCUCACAAGACAACCUUUCAGCUUCAGUUUUAAUAAAAAAAAAAAACUACACACACACAAAUACUCUUAUGUUAAAUAGCUUACAACAAAAAUUCUUCAUUUAUUAAAAUUAUCUUCACCUAAAUGAUGUAUUAUCAUUCCCAAAUGACAAUUAUGACCAGCCUCACCUGAGAAAGGAAUAUAUCCUCAAGAUUCAAAAAUUCUCCAAAACUGACAUGACUUUAAGGAAAAGAAUAGGUUUAUUGUAUGGAAAUAAGAGGAUAGUCAUGGACAUAUGUUUCUAGUCAAUAGCCUUUAUUAGCACAACAAUUGUCCAACCUUGUCUCCAGUACCCAAAGAAUAAGACUUGACUUAUACGAACAAAAAAAAAAA
Messenger RNA from Octopus sinensis (East Asian common octopus), 3570 nucleotides. RefSeq lists its product as uncharacterized. The record is from RefSeq and is a predicted model, not a curated record. Bases 132 to 2375 code for a protein of 747 amino acids. NCBI's taxonomy places the organism in Eukaryota, Metazoa, Mollusca, Cephalopoda, Octopoda, Octopodidae. The transcript is spliced from 9 exons. Gene Ontology annotation, molecular function: protein binding.